Molecule: messenger RNA, 2022 nt
Organism: Phaeodactylum tricornutum CCAP 1055/1
Lineage: Eukaryota; Bacillariophyta; Bacillariophyceae; Surirellales; Neidiaceae
Exons: 2
Coding region: 1-2022 (673 amino acids)
Biological process (GO): small GTPase-mediated signal transduction; vesicle-mediated transport; protein geranylgeranylation
Cellular component (GO): cytosol; cytoplasm; Rab-protein geranylgeranyltransferase complex
Molecular function (GO): GDP-dissociation inhibitor activity
Source: RefSeq, a predicted model, not a curated record
AUGGUGGACCAAACAGCACUCCCAAAGACGUCUGGCGCCUCCCGCCACUUAGAUAAUGAUGCUCCAAGGGAUGAGGAAGGCCUGUUGCUUGAAUACGAUGCGAUCAUCUGCGGUACAGGCUUGACUCAGUCGAUUUUGGCCUCCGCCUUGGCUCGCCAUGGAAAGUCAGUCUUGCACUGCGAUACUUCCGACUACUACGGCGAAUUGGAUGCCGUUUGGACACUACCGUAUUUGCAAGAAAAGUUAGGAAAGGGACACGAAUUAAAAGGAAAGAUGGUGACUGUCAGAACGGAUGAUUCAACCUGCAUUCCUCUGUCUCCAAAGGGUGGUUUGCAAAGCUUUCAAAUACAUUCUCUCGAGCGAAGGAACGACUUUACUGUAGAACAAGGAACAGCAGUAGUUACGCCUUAUGGGAAUGGCACAAUUAUAUCGAUUUCACCAAGGGGGCUCUUUCUUGAUUUAUUAGUUUCACUCGACACAUGGAAGCUAGCGAAUGGAAAAAACCCAUCUGUUCAUAUCUCCAUUCCGCAAUCCGCAGCGAGUACUGGCGCAGCUUUUCAGAAAUAUCUGAAGGAAAAACUCGGAAUAGUUUCCAUCGAUGAGCGUGAUGCUCAUUUGAUUUUGGACGAGCGUAGUCGGGGAUUCGCGGUAGACGCGACACCAGGAUUGCUCUAUGCCUCUGGCGCAUCGGUCGAAGGGUUGCUAAAAAGUGGCGUCGCCGACUACCUCGAGUUCAAGUCUCUCGAAGGCCUCCUUUGGUUGGAAAACUCCGACAGUUGCUUGGAACCCGUGCCUUGUAGUAAAAAUGAUGUUUUUGCAUCAAAACUUUUGUCACCCAUGGACAAGCGUCGACUUAUGAAGUUUCUGCAACUUGCGUUGGACUACGGCACAGCCCAUGCGUUGGCCGAGGAAGAAGCUUCUGCCGAAAACAACAAACAAGUCUUAUCUCUGAACGAGCGGUAUUUGAAUCAAGGGAGAUCUCUGGCACGUCCUCAAAAUAAGGCAGUACUAGCAGACGAUAUUCGAGCUCUGCAGGAAUUCAUACAGGCUGACAUGAAGUUUCAUGAGUACCUCGAAAGCAAACAGCGGUUGUCUCCCAAACUGUGCCGCAUAGUACGCCAUGCACUAGCGCUUGAAUCUGGCAAUGGUGAUUGGUCGUUGAGGCAGGGUAUGACUUCUUUGUGUCAACACAUGCAGGCUUUAGGAAGGUUUGGAACAACAGCUUUCUUGGUACCUAUGUAUGGAUCGGGUGAGCUUCCACAGGCCUUUUGUCGAUCGGCAGCCGUUUAUGGGGCUACCUAUUUGCUACGACUGAAAGCUGCCGCCAUUGCCACAGACGGUGAAGCUAGCGCGGCAAUGGUAAAAGAAGUCAUGUGCCGUCACAUGGUUGUUCCGCAGGAUUCUGUGGCUACACUUGAAUCAAAGUCUCGCCGCGUAUGGCGCUAUCUUUGUAUUUUCCGGGGGAAAGUUGUUGGCAGUAGUCGCUCUCCUCAACGGCACGCAAUCAUUGUUCCUCCUGGAGCGUUUGGUCCUGACGCUGUUCGUGGGGUCUUACUGGACGAGGGAGUAAAUGUGACUCCACACGUACCCUGUGGCUGUACCAUAUUGCAUCUUACCAUGGCGGUAGAGAACGAUACAGGAAUCGACCCGCAAGACAUAUUGCGACGAGUAUCGCUUUCGGUACUGUCCAGCAAGUAUGAAGGUAGCAAUGCUAUUCGCAUUUUUCAAGUAACAUUCAGCUACGCUCUACCAGAGGCAUCCAAUCAAACGAAGAAUGUUCAAAAUUUGCAUUGUGUUCAGCGCUCAGAACCAGGCCUUUCCGCCGAUUCCUCGUUUGAACAAGCCAGAGAAAUCUUUGCAGCAAUUUGCCCUGACGGGAAUUUCUUGGCCAUAUCUGAACAGGUUGAUACGGUUGUGAAAGAACGGCUUGGUGAGCAGAUUGAGGAGGACGCUGACGGAUUGGUUCUGGAUAGUGCAAUGGAUAUCAUUGAACCUAAAACAAGAGAGAGUAGUGCUACGUAG